Messenger RNA from Musa acuminata AAA Group (dessert banana), 1163 nucleotides. RefSeq names its product NEDD8-specific protease 1. The transcript has 2 exons. The record is from RefSeq and is a predicted model, not a curated record. Gene Ontology annotation, biological process: protein deneddylation; proteolysis. Bases 118 to 804 code for a protein of 228 amino acids. Lineage: Eukaryota; Viridiplantae; Streptophyta; Magnoliopsida; Zingiberales; Musaceae. Gene Ontology annotation, molecular function: cysteine-type peptidase activity; deNEDDylase activity.
CUUCGUUAUUGCUACUUCUUCCGGCUCGACGCGUUCUUCUCCGCUUGGCAUCUCCUUCUCCUCCGAAGUGAAGCCGCUUGUCGCUCCUUGCACCCCCCGCUCUCAGUGCGAGGGCCCAUGGCGCCGCCCAAGAACAAGGGCGACGAGAAGAUCCUGAGCUACCUCGACGUGGUUAUGAGGCGAUCCGACCUCGACAUCCUCCGUGGCCCCCAUUACCUCAACGACCGCAUCAUCGAGUUCUACUUCGCCCACCUCGCCUCCCUCUGCCCCUCCCCGCGUGCCCUCCUCCUCCCGCCCUCCAUCUCCUUCUGGCUCGCCAACUGCCACGACCCCCAAUCCCUCCGCCAGUUCGCCGACCCCCUCCGCCUCCCCGAUCGGGACCUCGUCCUCUUCCCCGUCAACAGCAACGUCGACGUCACCGUCGCUGGGGGCGGUUCCCACUGGAGCCUCCUCGUCUACUGCCGGGAGACCGGCGAAUUCGUGCACCACGACAGCUGCCGCGGCGCCAAUCGGUGUCACGGGGAGCGGCUUUUCCACGCCGUCAGCGGGUUCGUCGAUGAUGGCGGCGAGCCCCCGCGGUUCGUUGAGGGGUUCACGCCGCAGCAGACCAACGGGUACGACUGCGGGUUGUUUGUGAUGGCCAUCGCCAAAGUGGUCUAUGACUGGUAUGUCGCCCGUGGGGGGUGCGCGGACGGGGAGGACGGGUGGUUCGCCGCCUUGAAGGAGGAAGUCGAUGCUGAUGCGGUGGACAAGCUGAGAGACGAAGUUUUGAGGCUUAUUUUGAGCUUGAUGGAGCCUAAGUGAUGGAUGCGUUGGUUGGAACUCAGCCGCAGCUGCAAGUGCGGAUAUUUUGUCAUACAACUGCCACCCAGAUAAAUAGUGUGUUUCUCUACUUUUGCGGACCAAAAAUAUGUACAAUCUUGCAGACCAAGAAUAUGUGCAAUCCUGAAGAUAAUAGUUACUUUUCGCGUACAGAGCUACGCUAAAAACAAUGGUGGUUACACAGUGAAAUUAGCCCUCCCUCCGAAGAGUGGGCACGAAUGUGCUGCCCAGCAUGUAUGAGUUCAUCUGCUUUUAAGUCCUUCCUCUAUGUUCACGUUUUGCCAGUUUGAUGGUUCAAACUGCACUUCUACUUGGUCUGUUAUGUACUGCAUUAUUCUUCA